GUCUGUGGGACAUUACAUUACUGCAGGUGCAAAUGCUACCCAAAUAGUGUGUGCAAGCAGCAGGUGGUUCGAUCCCUCCCACAGUGGUUUUGAUUCCUGCUGCAGGCCGAAUUUCCCUGGGGGGCCUUUUGGCGCCCUGCGUCAGACAUUGAGAGUGGGGCAUGCGCAGUUGAGUUGUUUUCCUAGGAGCCCUGAUAAAUUUAACCUGACUCUCCGUGCUGUGGCUUUUCCUGGGCCCGGUACCAAGGAUUAGCAGCCUGCUGGCUGGAGCCAAAGCGCAGCCCAUGCCAGUAGGACGAGCAGAAAGUGAUUGACUCAUACAGGGACUAACCAAGGGCUCUUCUUGGCAUCAUCUAUUUAGGACACAGGAAAAGGCAGAGGGACAUGGUGGAAAAACUCAGUACAUCCUUUCACCUAAGUGUGCUUGACAGCAUGGCUGCGUGGUCUCACAGCUAAUGAGCAAGGUCUGGUACUGUUGUGCCAGAAUCUUAAGGCUUCCAGGCCAUGGCACUUUAAAGUUAAUUCUGCUCAUCAUCAGGAAAGCUAAGGAGGGUUGAAGAAGCUGAGUUCAGAUUCUACUAACUUUAUUUAGUGAGGUACUGGGUAUCAUGAAUUGUUACAUAUGCCAUUGCUUUUAAUUCUCAUUGAAAAGUGGUGAGGUGGGUACCAUUAUUCCUACGUGCGGACAAAGAACAUUAAACUAAGAGAUGUUAACCGAUGAGACCCAGGAUACAAGUCUAUAGCCACUAGCCCAGCCUACUCUCACUAGGCCACACAUUGCCUCCUAUGCAGCCAAACCAAAGGCAUGUGGGAACUGGCAAAAGGAAUUGGAAUGCAGACACAUAAAUACUUAAAAUAAAAGGGACUAGUUUAGAGAUUAUCUAGUGCAGUUCUUAUAUUUCAUUGAUAAAGAAAUCAGACUUUAAGACGUGACCAAAAUCACUUGCAUAGCUACUGCUUAUUAGAGGAAUGACUGGGACCCAAAGUGCUUCUGGGAUGCCCAGAAGGAAAAGCAUCCUGUUUAGUUUGGGUUGCUAUGACAACAUUAACAAUAACGACAAAACCCCCCAUUGACUGGGUAGUUUAACAACAUACAUUUAUUUCAUACAGUUCUGGAGACUGGAAGUCCAAGAUCAGGAUUGUAAUAUAGUCAGGUUCUGGUUAGGACCCUUUUACUGUUUGCAGAGAGCCACUUUCUCACUGCAUUUUCACAUGGGGGGUGGUGGAGAGAAAGAAACAGAGACGGGUUGUUCUCUCAUACCUAACUGCCUCCCAAAGGCCCCCACCUACAUAUAGCAUCACAUUGAGGAUUAGGGCUUCAACAUACAAGUUUUGGGGCUGGGACACAAACCUUCAGUUCACAGCAAAUCUCUAAUGUGUUUGUUAUCAUUUCUGAUAACACUAGAUGGAGUCAAUGGAAGGGGAAUGUAAAUUUUAGAGUUAUAAAAUUCCUCCUAGGGUUUAAAAUUCAAACGCUUUUCACUUUUCUAAGACACAUCCCAACUUAAGGAUGGGAACUCAUCGUUUAAAAUUCUAGAGACUGAUGAUGAAUAAGAGGAGAAAGACAGAUGGUUGCACACUCUCUCACAGUUGGCUCUGAGCUAGAAGCUAACUUAUGGUAUAGAAGAUGAGAUGGUGUAUCUGCCUCAGGGAAGGCAGAUUUUCCCAGGCAAUAUAUUAUAUUUGAAAACUCAUUGAUGUUUACCACCUGGGGAGCCACUGUGUACUGCUUAAAAAAGGCAAUGGAAAGCCAUAUCAUCACCUCCCCUCGGAGAGAGGCAAAUGUGCCAUAAUUGGUCAAAGCAGCCUGAGGCUCAUAAGCCCCACUAGGAGCUAGGCUCUGUGUCACCUGCCUGAGGGGACUUACAACAGCAUUCCCCUCUUAUUUUGUUAUGAAGCAUUUCAAACACAAAGUAAAGUGAAGAGAAUAUUAAGAUGAAAACCCAAACACCCAUCACCCACACUUAACAAUUAACAUUUUAUUUUUAAAUCUGUGACAUUUCACUUAUUCAAAAUACUUGGGUGUGUUUCUCUUUAAAAGAGGACAUUUUCUCAUAUAACCACAAUAUCUUUAUCUAAUCUAACAAAAUUAACAAUAAUUCCUUGCUAUCACCUAGUCCACACUGAAAUUUUCCUGUUUGUCCAAAAAAUGUCUUUUAGAACUGGUUUGCUCAACCCAGGAGCAAUCAAGGACUGUGCUGUACUCAGAUGUAUGUCUCUUAAGAUUCCUUUACUGUUGUACAGUCCUCUUGCUCUUCUUUAUGACUUGAUUUAUAGAAGAAAUAAGAUUAGUUACCCUAUAGAAUACCCCAUUUUCUAGGUUUGUAUGCCUUUCCUUGCAUGGUUUCGUUUAACUUGUUCUGUUAGCCUCUCAAUUUCCUAUAAACUUGAAUUUAGAGCUAAAGUCUUGAUUAGAUUUAGGUUAAAUAUUUUGGUCAAAGUACUCCAUAGGUGAUGCCAAGCACCUCAAGUUGAGUUACGUUAGGAAGCAUAUGGGAGCUUGCUGUUGAGCAGCUUUUGUUAACAAGAUGGUUACAGUGUCCUGAGGGUCAUGCAAAUAAGCAGGGUAUCAGUACACAAGUGUGCUCAGAGCAGCCUGACAUCAGUGACAGUGGGUGGUGAAGCCACUUCAGUAGAAAAUAAAUCACUUCUUUUUUCUAGGAUGCAGUUUUUUUGUCUUGAAAAGACUAAUUGAACUAGAUGAUUUUGAAGGUUUCCAGUUUAAAAUAUCCUGAUUCCAUAAACUAUACCAAGAUGCCAAGUGGGGGUAUGCAGAGGAAAGCUGGAACACAUGGGAAAUCUUAAGCACUAAAUCUUGGGCAAGAGGAGAUGGCAGUCUGAUGCACCGAGCAGCCCUGGCCUGCGGCAGCGAGUUCUUUGGGGCCAUGCUCCUGAGUGGGAUGAGGGAAUCCCAGGGCACAGAGGUGUCUCUGCAAACCAUCUCUGCCCAGGACCUGCGACUCCUCGUCUCUUUUGCCUACUCUGGGGUUGUGCAGGCAAGAUGGCCAGGACUGCUGAGAGCUGCCCAGGCUGCUCUGCAGUACCAGAGUUCUUCCUGUUUGGCUCUGUGCCAGAGAGCUUUGGGACGGAGCCUCAGCCCUGCCCGUUGCCUGGCCCUCUUCCCCAUGGCUGAAGCCCCUGGACUGGAGAGGCUCUGGAGCAAAGCUCAUCAAUACCUGCUCACUCACCUGCCUGCUGUAGCCUUGUGCCCCACUUUCCCUUCUUUACCAGCUGCUUGCCUGGCCAAACUCCUGGAUAGCGAUGAGCUACACGUGCAAGAGGAAUUUGAGGCCUUUGUGGCUGCCCGGUGUUGGCUAGCUGCCAACCCUGAGACGCAGGAAUCAGAGGCCAAGGUCCUGCUUCAAUGUGUCCGCUUUGGCCGUAUGUCCACCAGAGAGCUUCGGAAAGUACAGGCAGCAGGGCUGCCUCCACCCCUUUCCCAGGACUUGCUGCGUCAAUUGAUAGUGGAAUCUGAGGUUCCAGGUAGAGAGAGGCGGAGGGAACCUGACCAGGCUUUGGUGGUGAUCGGAGGAGACAGGCUCAAAUCAGACUUGUCUGGAACACAGCCUUCCCGAGGAGUGUGGUGGGCCCGGGCCUUCCGCUGCGGCAUUGGACUUGUUCGGAAUGUGGAGUGGGGGCAGCUGCCUGCCCUACCUGCCCCAGGGCGCUUCCGGCAUGGGGCUGCGAGCCUAGCAGGAAAUGAAAUCUAUGUGUGUGGGGGACAGGAUUACUACAGCGACUUCAACACCUUGGCUUCAACUCUCAGGUGGGACCCCAGUCAAGAGAACUGGGAGGAGGUGGCACCUUUGUACCAGGCUCGGAGUUUUUUCCCUCUGGUGGCACUGGAUGGACUACUUUAUGCCCUGGGUGGACGAGCCCAUGGUGUUGUCCUAAACUCUGUGGAGACCUAUAACCCUGAGCUCAAUGUCUGGAGGCCAGCACCUGCACUUCCAGCACCACGCUUUGCCCAUGCAGCAGCUGUUUUGGAGGGCCGAUUGUACAUGAGCGGUGGCUGCAAUGGGGCUGGCCAAUACCUGGCCUCAUUGCUGCAGUAUGAUCCCAAACUUGAGAAGCCAGGGACACUUCUAAGCCCUAUGGGCAUACCUCGAGCUGGCCAUGUCAUGGCUGCCCUGGGUGGGCGGUUAUAUGUUGCAGGUGGGCUAGGUGAGACUGGCGACCUGCUGAGCUUUGAGGCCUACGAACCAAAGACUGAUAGUUGGACUCACUUGGCACCCCUGCCCUCCCCACAUGUGGGAGCUGCAGGUGCCGUGCUGCAGGGGGAACUCCUAGUGCUGGGGGGUUACAGCCACCUUACUUAUGCCCUCUCUUACCUUGUCCAUGCUUACAAUCCUGGCCUGGGCCGAUGGCUCUGCCUGGGAACUCUGCCAAGGCCUCGGGCUGAGAUGCCUGCCUGCAUCCUGACACGGCCCACUGUGCAGCAUGUAGCUUUAGGUCCCACAGGGCACCAAACCAAACCUGCUGGGUGAAGUGGAGAGCAGCAGCAGUGGAUGGGGGAGGAAAGGAGAAGACACAUCAUGAGAAAGGACAGAGAUGAUGGGGGGGUGGGGAGAAAGAGAAGGCUUUAUUCAUGAUAGUACAUAUUUUAUUUUAGUACAAUGCUUUACAACUCAAACUGCUUUUGAAUAUAUGAAUAUAUGAUCUCCAUGGAAGAAAAGAUGGCUCCAGAAUUCCUGGGGAAAGGGUAUUGAGAAAAGGCAGCAGCUGAAUAGUUAGACAAGGAGAGGAGACCCAGGAGCAACUCUAUAAGAUUUAGGGGCCCUGGUACUAUUCUUAGUGGGAAAAGUACAUCUAACUGGGAAGACAAGUUAAGCAGCUCCAGGAGCCAAGGUAUAGGGGCCAUGAGAAGAGAGCUGGACAAAUGAUGAUUCUGACCCAUGAAUCAAGGAGAAAAACAUGGAAAGACCAUCCAUGAAUGAGUCCGAGGAGUCAGAAAGGAGGAAUGUAAUUGUUGAGCCCUUCCUUUUCCCAGGCUUUGCUGCUCUCUACCCUCCAAUCCCUUGGACACCUGAAUGCUCUUGACAAUAUUCUUUCUCAGGUAACUUGUAGGUCCAGACUAGUGUUUCAUCAGCCCAGACACCAUAGGAUGCCCCUAAGAGCCUCUUGAUUUUCAGUCUGAGGCCCUAGUCCCCACGUGGACCUGGCACAGCACAGGCGCCUGAGACGCCAGGAUGAUGAGGUGGGAGUGCUGCCUGUGGGGAAGAUGAGGAGGACAGAGCCAAAGUGGGGAGGCGCUGUGGUGGAAGAGGGAUGAUAUGAGGUUUGAGGGGAUGGGGUGGAAGAAGUCAGAAGCCUGCCUGGCUUCUUUUCUUCCCUGUGGGGUGAAUUGAGGGAUUAGGAGUGAAGAGGACAGCUGUGUGAGGUUGUGGGAAGAAGUGGUAGGAAGAAGAGUGAGAGGCAGAGGAGACCUGGAAAGUUAGUUUUCCUCCUUUCUGUGCCUUUCCUCCAGGCUUUUCUGAAUCAAUUUCCCUUUUUCUUGGCCAGGGAACACUGAGUCAGAUGCUUUCUCUCUCACUUCCUCCACCCUGCUCUUCCUUUUUUCUUCUUUCUUUUCUCUCCUCCUUUCUCCCUCACACUUAUUAAUUUCUUACUGUGUGCCAGGCACUAUAUGAGACAUUAAGGAUAUAAAAGCCAGAUAGCUCCUGACCAGCAGACAGACUUGUAAACAAAUAUAAGUUUUUCAGUGAACUUAGAAUUGCUUUACAACUUGUAAACUGCCUCAUACCUCCUACCUCUCAUACAUAUUGUACUGUACCUAGCCCUAUGAGAGCCCAGAGGAUGGAAGUGGAGGAGUAAACUGUGCCCAGAGAAGGCUUCUGUUAUGGAAGACAUCAUUAUCAUCAGAUGGGUGUGCUGGAUCUUGAAGGCUAUCUGACUCACCAGUCAGAGAAGGAGGAAGGCAUUCCGGUCAGAGAAAGGAAGCAAAUGGGGAGCGUAGUGCCCUGUGUCUCCAUAGCAAAGGGGAAGUCAAAAUUCCAGUGGUUCUUCAGAGAAUUCUGCUGCCCUGGCCAACCUACUCUCUUUUCUGGAGGCUUUUCUGAAGACAAUGGCUUUCACUUAAUGAUUGUAUAUGCCCUCCCUUCACAGUUACCCUAAACCUUUGUCUGGUAUUUACAUUUCUGACCCUUGAGCAGCUUAGGGCAAAGAAGGGCAAAGAAAGGCAAAUUCUUUACAUAGAUCAAUCUUCUAUCAUUGUUUAUUAAGGUUCUCACACUCUUAAGGGUGAGAUGAAGGAACCUCCCUUGUACCUUUCUUCAUACUGGCCCUAGAGGUACUUGGAAAAAAUAUUUUUUGUGUCAUUAUUUUAUUAAGGUUUUUUUCCCUAAUUCUGGUUUGGAACAUAGUUGAAAAUGAGGAGGGGUAAGUAAGGUAUAUAAGAGAAAAUAAGAAAGAUUGAAGAAGACAGGGAAGAAAGAAAUUGGAAGCAUCAAGAAACUGUAAGGAUUGAGUCUUUAGAGUGAACUGUGAACACUUUCUUUUAUGAUCUGUACACAUAAAUGGGCUUAAAUAAAAGUCUCCCCAUGAUUGAAUC
Phyllostomus discolor (pale spear-nosed bat) is the source of this 6550-nucleotide messenger RNA. It is a transcript of the gene KLHL33, whose product is annotated as kelch like family member 33. NCBI's taxonomy places the organism in Eukaryota, Metazoa, Chordata, Mammalia, Chiroptera, Phyllostomidae. The transcript is spliced from 4 exons. Bases 2841 to 4487 code for a protein of 548 amino acids. The record is from RefSeq and is a predicted model, not a curated record. Gene Ontology annotation, molecular function: protein binding.